AGAGGGCGGUUUGAUGGGGAUUGGGUAUUAAAUUAAUAGAUUGCUGUGACAGAGAGCUGUCUCAUUUCCGGGGAAAUGGAUCUGAGAUCUCUAUAAAACUGCUCCUGUCCCAGGGAUCUUCAUUCCCUCCUCUUGUUUUCCUCUCAAGCUCAGGUCACCCUAAAACACGACAAUGUGCUCCCGCCAGGACAAGGACCAGUGCCACAGGCAGGAGCGCUACACCUGCCAGAGCAGCGGAGGCUGCCACGGGAGCAGCGGUGGCUGUCACAGCAGCGGUGGCAGUGGCUGUCAUAGCUCCGGCAGCGGCAGCAGCUGUCACAGCUCCGGCAGCACUGGUGGCUGCCACAGCUCCGGUGGCAGCGGUGGCUGUCACAGCUCUGGCAGCAGUGGCAGCUGCCACAGCAGCAGUGGCUCCAGCUGCCAUGAGAAGCCACAGGUCCAGUGCCAGCAGCAGCAGCAGCAGCAGGUCCACCAGCUGCCCUCGCAGAAGCUGAAGUGAUGGGGUGGCCCGCACACCCCGGCUCCAGCAGCAAAGGCCACACAUGGACCAGCUCCCUCCGGCCUCCCCAAAGCUUUGCAAGCCCCAGGAGCUGCCUGGCUGCAAACCCUCUCCUCUGCCCUCCAGGACCAUCGGUCCCUGGGGAAGGGGCAUCACUUGUGGUUCCCUGCUGCCUCCGCCGGAUGCACCAGGCUGUGCUUUGCCCCCAUGAGGGGCCCAUGAGACAAUAAAGCAUUAAGUUCCCAAGA
Molecule: messenger RNA, 747 nt
Organism: Harpia harpyja (harpy eagle)
Lineage: Eukaryota; Metazoa; Chordata; Aves; Accipitriformes; Accipitridae
Product: loricrin-like
Exons: 2
Coding region: 173-499 (108 amino acids)
Source: RefSeq, a predicted model, not a curated record